CCAUCCAAUUUUAGGUAUCGCGUGAAGGAAGUCCAAUUAUUCGAUUAUUAUGCCCGAAACAAAUUUGCGAUAUCCAAGAUUCCCGGUUUGGAGUUGAAGUCCCUCGCCUCCUGAAUUCCUCCCCCUAUAAAAUUUCUCCCCAGGAUACUUCUUCGCGUCGAACAAGAGUCUAAAAUAGUUGAAAUCGGGGUUUUACAUCAGCACCAUCUUCCCCAUUGAUAUAGGGUCCGGAAACUUCCGUUCCGAAGUAGAGAAAACCUCAAAGGCGUAAACCAUGAGUGCUGAUCAAACCCACCCCCACAAGCCAUCAUCAGAACCCAAUCUCUCACAACCCAAAGACUCUCACUCCCCCGAUUACGCUCCGUAUCCGAAACUCGAUCCCAAGGAUGUUGCUCCACCUCAGGAAAAUUGGACUUCCGUUUCCGUGUCCCAUCAACCGGUCAACGCUACUACCGACCCCGAAGUCCGCGCGACGAUUUCGGAAGAUGCUGCCACUACGAUGCCCAAAGAAUCUAAUCCGUACGUGACUCCUGCACCGGCGCCAGCCCCGUCAUCUUCUGUCAAGAAUACCUUAGAAUCAGUGAAAGAUGUUCUUGGGAAAUGGGGAAAGAAAGCAGCAGAGACUACCAAGAAGGCUGAGGAUCUUGCUGGGAAUAUGUGGCAGCACUUGAAAACAGGUCCUAGUUUUGCUGAUGCUGCUGUGGGAAGGAUUGCUCAGGGAACAAAAGUUCUUGCAGAAGGUGGCUAUGAAAAGAUUUUUAGACAAACUUUUGAGACUGUUCCAGAGGAGCAACUUUUGAAAACAUUUGCAUGCUACCUAUCCACUUCAGCUGGACCAGUAAUGGGAGUUUUAUAUCUGUCAACAGCGAAGCUAGCAUUUUGCAGUGACAAUCCACUUUCUUACAAAGUUGGUGAGGAGAGUCAAUGGAGCUAUUAUAAGGUGGUUAUUCCAUUGUAUCAGCUGAGAGCAGUGAAUCCAUCAACAAGUAGAAGCAAACCGUCCGAGAAAUAUAUACAGAUUAUCUCUGUUGACAACCAUGAGUUUUGGUUCAUGGGCUUUCUUCAUUAUGACAAUGCUGUUAAAAGUAUUCAAGGAGCAUUACAACCUCACUGAUGCGCACAGCUAUACAAAGGCGGUCACCAUGUAUCAUCUUUUCGCACAAGACUAGGUUGGUGAAUGAUGAAAUAUCCUGGGUGUUUAUUAAACAUUGGAUUUUUUUUUUCCCACUGCAUGUUAGUCCUUGGUCUGGUCUGGAGCUGCUUGUACUAUGUGCUAUUGGGGAAGUCAUUGUACUCAUUAUUUGGUUUGUCACAAGAUCAGUUCUUGUCCUUAGUGUUUAUGGUCUAAAAGUUGAACAAAAAUUAUAAGGGUCAGUAUGGUGUGAUUUACAUGUGAAUUCCAAAACUAUUCUUUAUAGUGCAAAUCAAUUUGUUUAUUGUUGAUUGAACGA
Prosopis cineraria is the source of this 1451-nucleotide messenger RNA. Its product is annotated as GEM-like protein 1. The transcript is spliced from 4 exons. The record is from RefSeq and is a predicted model, not a curated record. NCBI's taxonomy places the organism in Eukaryota, Viridiplantae, Streptophyta, Magnoliopsida, Fabales, Fabaceae. Bases 275 to 1114 code for a protein of 279 amino acids.